Molecule: messenger RNA, 5356 nt
Organism: Ooceraea biroi (clonal raider ant)
Lineage: Eukaryota; Metazoa; Arthropoda; Insecta; Hymenoptera; Formicidae
Product: proton-coupled amino acid transporter-like protein pathetic
Biological process (GO): amino acid transmembrane transport
Cellular component (GO): vacuolar membrane
Molecular function (GO): L-amino acid transmembrane transporter activity
Source: RefSeq, a predicted model, not a curated record
GAGCUAGACUGCCCGCUCCGCGCAGCCAUGGGAGGACUUCGAAAGGGACGAAGAGGAUACGUUCCUCAGGAGAGUGGGGGAAGCCGGAGAAACUGUGAGGGGCAACCUUUAACAUCGCGCGCCGUCAUUCUCGGUAGCAAUUCAAACUCGUGUCGAACUCGUUCGGAACUCGAACGAGAUUCGUUUUGUAAUUUACACGCGAAAAUCUCUCGUUCGAUUGUACGCUACGCGCUUUCCAGGUUUGUUGCUCGUAAAGCAUCGAUCUCGGCGAUCUUUCCCCUCGCGAGGUUCGUCUAAUUUUAGAAACUCCUCGAGCAUCCUUCGAUCAUUUUCUUCGUCGAUUCUUUCCUCCCUUCUUCUCCGUACUUAUCCCCGCUCCGUUUCUGCCGGCUACUCCCACCCUGGCGCCGACGUCCACGCACCACGUACCUAGCUCGUGGCACUGCCGAGGGAAGUUAGCGCGAAAAGAGGACGAAAGAUCAGUCCGACAUCACGCUCGCUGGAGAGACGAGCCCUUGCACGAAUUACCAAUCGACGUACGCGAAGCCUCGACGUUGUUAAAUUACGCGCGUCGUGUACAUGAAAGCACGUACACAGGCGCGGUAUAGAUUUUCCUCCUCACGCGUGCGAACGCGUACUUAGGCGUACGGAUUCGCGCAAGGGCGCGCCGAGCACCGUCGAGUCCUCGGGUGGACGCAGCUCCGCCGCAGUGAAUUUCAAAUAAGCGCAAGGGAAACCGCGCGUACGGCUAGACGCCAUAUAUCCGUACACAUCCGCUUGCACCUCGCUUCGACGCUCCGCCGCAGACGCAGAACCGACUCACGGGUGCGACUUCGCGUCGGAAAUGUCGCGCAGCACGACGCUGGGUCUCGGUGUGCCGGUGCACGGGGGCAGAAUUCAGAGAACGCCAAUGCGCCCGAUGAUAGCCGAAUACGAGCCAAAGAAGCAAGGUGUGAAAACAGAACUUUCAGACGUGAUGCUUGUCAAAUACAAGUGCGAGAAAAAUGACGUGCCUAUUACGGUCACGAAUGGCUCGACCUUACCGCUUGUGGAGCGACCUACCGACGAGGAAGCCGCCCUUUACGACCCGUUCGAGCACCGCAAGCUCGCCCAUCCUACCUCGGACCUCGACACGCUCAUACAUUUGCUCAAGGGUAGCCUGGGCACGGGUAUACUGGCGAUGCCGAUGGCCUUCCGCAACGCCGGUCUCGCCUUCGGCCUUUUCGCCACUUUCUUCAUCGGCGCGGUCUGCACCUACUGCGUCCACAUCUUGGUCAAGUCCGCCCACCUUCUCUGCAGACGAUCGCAGACGCCUAGCUUGGGUUUCGCCGAUGUAGCCGAGGCGGCCUUCAUGGUGGGGCCCGAGCCAGUUCAGAAGUACGCCAGACUCGCCAAGGCGACAAUUAAUUGUUUCCUGGUGAUCGAUCUGAUCGGUUGCUGCUGCGUGUACAUUGUCUUCAUCUCGAGUAAUCUCAAGGAGGUCGUGGACUAUCACACGGAAACCGACCAGGAUCUGCGAUUGUACAUGGUCGCGUUGUUACCGCUAUUGAUCAUCUUCUCGCUCGUGAGGAAUCUCAAGUACCUCGCGCCGUUCUCAAUGGUAGCGAAUAUUUUGAUCGCCGUCGGUAUGGGCAUUACCUUUUAUUACAUCUUUCACGAUCUACCCACCAUCAGCGACGUGCCAAACUUUUCAAGCUGGUCUCAACUGCCCCUCUUCUUUGGCACUGCCAUCUUCGCUCUCGAGGGCAUCGGUGUCGUGAUGCCACUGGAGAACAACAUGAAGACCCCGACGCACUUCAUCGGCUGCCCAGGUGUCCUGAAUACGGGCAUGUUUUUCGUCGUGUUGUUGUACAGCACUGUUGGCUUCUUCGGCUACUGGAAAUACGGUGAGAGCACGAAGGCUUCCAUAACGCUCAAUCCCCCGCAGGACGAGACGCUGGCGCAGUCCGCUAAGGUCAUGAUCGCCAUCGCAAUCUUCCUUACUUAUGGACUCCAGUUCUACGUGCCCAUGGAGAUUAUCUGGAAGAACCUCAAGAUGUACUUCGGCUCCCGGCGAUUACUCGGCGAGUACUGCCUCCGUAUCUUGUUAGUAAUCUUCACCGUCAGCGUGGCGGUCGCAAUCCCCAAUCUGGGCCCGUUCAUCUCUCUCGUCGGAGCCGUGUGCUUGUCAACCCUGGGCCUCAUGUUCCCGUCGGUCAUCGAGCUGGUAACUGUCUGGGAGCAAGAGGACGGCCUCGGCAAGUGGAACUGGCGGCUGUGGAAGAACAUCGCUAUCAUCGCCUUCGGCAUGUUGGGCUUCGUUACCGGCACGUAUGUCAGCAUACAGGAGAUCUCGCAAGGCUAUUGAGGCGUCGGACUCGACGCGAGAUGCGGCCCACGGCGGCCGCUCGCGAAUACCACUCGUCGUCCGACCAGUUCCUCGGAUGACGAGUAUCGACGGAACGUCAACGCGCUGGACGGAUUCCUCUUGCGUGGAAUCGAUCGCGAUGGCUCGAAAACGAGCGCGGCGGCAAGCGCGACGACGAAUGCGUGACGAUCGGACGAAGUGACGCCUCGGCAGACGGACCUCGAGGUCCAGGCUCGCCCUCGAGUUUUCGGGUCUUGCACCUUUUCUGUCGGUAGCAAAACGACUGCGACUGCGACAAUGACAAUGACAACAACGAAGACACCCAUAAGAGUCUUCGCGCGACCGAGUUCUCAUUUAUCAUUUUUUAAUGAUAGGUAGAUUAGUAUUACGCGCAUCGUGUACAGUCGAGGCAUGAGUGCGUACGGUCGAUCGAAAAAAUUCAACAAGUCAUUUCUCAUAUUGCGUAUCUUAAUAAUUUAUCAUCAUUCUCGCACGAAUGACCUCGCAGGAUCAGCAUUAUUUAUAGCAAAAUAGAGUAUUAUAUUACGUUGGUGCAAAAAGUGUCGUGUCUAUCAAACAAAGUUGAAAAUAGUAUUACAUAAUUGAGAGAAAAAGAGAAAAAAUUUUAACUAGUCUUCAAUUGACUUUUCAUAGAAUAGAAGACAUUUGCCGAUUUAUAUUUCUCUGAAAAAUUCUAGAUUUGAAAUUCUAUUUAAAGCAAAAUUUAAUAAAAGAUAUAUAUCGUUUUGAUCACUGUUUGGCACCAAUUUAAUACUCUUAACUAUGAACAGGAUCUUUUAGGAGUAGAAUCUUGAAUCGCUUUGUAUUUGACGCAAUUUUAGCGUUUUACUUCAUAAUUAUUAUAUAUUUUAAUAGAAUCAGAAUGUGUGAACUCAUCAUCAUACUGGUCUCCAGGGUAGAGAUUCAGUUAGCACAUUAAUGACGAAUAUAAUAUUUACAUCAUUUUCUUCUUUUCAUUGUUUGUUAUGUCGACUGUACGCACGCAAUCUUUUUGCAAUCUUGACAACUGCAGGACGGUUUUUUAGAAUAGCAUAAAUAGCGAUAUUUUCUAGUUGUACACACCUAACUUUGUACGCCUAUAUAUAUAUAGAUAUAUAUAUACAUAUGUAUAUGUGUAUAUAAAAUACACGAAUAUCAUGUUUUGUUAUCGUAAACCAUAUGGCUCGAUUAUUAGAUACGUUCAGAUUAUCAUUAGGGAUUGUAGACUCAGACACAAACGUAUGUUCAUGCGGGCCAUAUGACAACACGAAUUUCCAUCAAGCGGAGAGAUUCCAUACAUGUGCAAAUAUAAUUCUGUGCAAAGUAUUAGUGCGGCUUGUCGAUGCCGAUGCCUGUCGAGCAAAGUCAUCACUUCAUUUUCAAAACUCUAGGAAGCUGAUCGGUACACUUCACCUAGCCGUUGCGAACUAUUACGGUCAGCGAGCAAGCCGAGCUGUCUGAAACUAUAAGACGAGAUCUGCUACGCUCUGCGGGAGAAACAAACCGAUUGAGCGUCACACUGGUUUUCCUUGACUAUCGCAUCGUUAUCCAAAUGGUAUCAGAGGGACUCGGUUGUUCUCGCGAAUGCCAAACACGAAUGCUUGCAAAGUAAUAUCGAUGUGAUGAACGGUCGACGUAAUUGCGUCGCAAAUCGCUGAUCUGUUCCUAGUGCAUGAUGCACGAAAUCGUACAAAGAAGAUUAAUUCAUUAAGAGUAGUAGGUAGGAGGAUGCGUAGAUGUAAUAAUGUCGUGAUGCACAUUUGCUAGUCUGUAAGUAAGAACGCGGGACUCCAUCGCGCACAGCGUUUCGUCAGCAUGCGAAGUAACGACAUCGACUGAUCUUGUCGUCGCGAGAACGGAAGAUGUCCAUUUAAUCCUCAACAUCAACCGAUGGAAAAAUAGUAACCGGAAAUAGAAGAGAUGAGUAUUUAGGUAUUUUUAUCGCCACGUAUCGUCCAUCGGCAGAGAAAAGAAUAAAUAAAAAAAAUUAAUAAAACUUGCCAAAAUUAUUUCGUAACUCGAGUAGAGAGUAAAGAUUAAGAUCCUAUUAUUAUUGAAAGCGAAGCUCACACAAAAUACGAAACUGUUGAUCCAUCUCGAUGAUUAACUUGUAUGCUAUGUGUUCGAUAAUUAGCAAUAAUCUCGAUUUGUACGUCUUCGGAAAAGUGGAUCUUUGUAGGAUUACGCAAAUGAAAAGACUGCAAACAGCUUUUCUAUGAAAGAUUAUAUAUAUGUAUAUGUAUGUGUGUAUAUAUAUAUAUAUAUGUAUAUUUAUUUAUUGCAGUUUUCGCAAUUUUCAGAUAUGUCUCUUUUAAACGCAGUAUUAAAGAAAGGCUCGCAAUUUAUCUGUCCACAGAUCAGUUUUAUACACCAUCGAAUAAUCAAAAUUUACCUAAUAUCGGGACUAUUAUAGUGAAAAACCAUUAAUGUCUUGACAAUAAACCAGCGCGAGGUAUCUUCUUCGAAAUGCAACUCAUCGAGUCCUAUUUUCGGAAGAAUAUAUAUACUUUAUAUAAAAAUAUAUAAGAACAUUGACAGACUUCUACAGUUGUUCAAGAAAAAUAGAUAUGAAGAAAAAGAGAAAAGAAUAGAGAGACAAAUAUAUUAGACCGGAUGUGCCUUUAUUUCUGGACUUCUAUUUGUAAAGUAGAAAAAAAGAAAAAACUAUGUAUAUACAACGCGCGAUGUAUAAGCUAUUAUAUCACCAUAUAACUUUCGUAGUAUUCGUUUUGUGAUUUACGGCUGAUGAAAACAAGAAAACGGAAUAAAAUCUCGUUGGGGCAAGAAUUAACAACACACGAGAAUUAUUGUCGCUCUUCCUGUUGUUGAAAGCAAUACAAAUGUACAUGCCGUUAGACCGUGUGCAUUCGUGGUUUUUACCUUUUAUGCAUACAUACGUACGUACGUGUACAUACCUACAUAUAUAUAUAUACUGCAUCAUUUUCUACUAACAAUGUAAAUUUACCACGUGCAAAACUUUGUUAAAUAAAUCAGCAAAGCAGAGUAUGC